Cornus florida is the source of this 1577-nucleotide messenger RNA. Its product is annotated as transcription factor SPATULA-like. Bases 255 to 1373 code for a protein of 372 amino acids. The record is from RefSeq and is a predicted model, not a curated record. The transcript has 6 exons. Gene Ontology annotation, cellular component: nucleus. Gene Ontology annotation, molecular function: protein dimerization activity. NCBI's taxonomy places the organism in Eukaryota, Viridiplantae, Streptophyta, Magnoliopsida, Cornales, Cornaceae.
UAAAGCUUUUAAAUCACUUCUAGAGAGAGAAAUCAAUACUUAUAGAGAGAAACCCCAACAAAGAGGAGAGAGAGUGCAUAAACGGACGGUUUUGCAGAGAAAAAGAGGUGCAAACAAAACCAGUAGUUGGAACUUGGAGCAAUUCAUCAUCAUCUUCUUGCACUCUUCUCAAUAUAUAUAUAUAUAUAGAUAUAUAACUUUAUAUGUGCUCGUGUGUUUGUGUGUCUUUUGUGGUGAUCUCUCAGAUUAAUUAAAUGGCGGAUCUGUACGGAACAAACUCUAAAACUCCCUCACCCGAAUCCGAAGAAAUGUCUUCGUUUCUUCACAAUCUUCUUCAAAGUUCGUCUAUGGCUUCUCCUCCUUUCGCGUCUUUCAAGCCCAAGCACUUGCCCUCUUCCUCCUCUCCGCCACCACCACAACCACCGCCUCCGCCGCCGCCGCCGCCGCCGGAGACUUCAACCUCCGCUGUACUUUGGAGAAGCAGUUCGGCGACUUUUAUUUCUGAUUCGGACAGAGUCAGAGGCGGAGCCUCAACCGAUGGCUCGUCUGUGAUGAUUGACUCCGUUUCCGACUUCAAUUUCUCCGAUCCCGGCGGUUUCUUUCCGGCCGGUGCCAAGGGGAGCACAAGCAACACGCUUUCUUCGGCCGGCGUUGUUGUGGAUUCUGACGCGAUCACGUCUUUGAUGAAGAACAAGAAGUUUCCGGCGGAGAACCACUUCACCGACCUGAGUUUCAGUUGCGAGAGGGGACUUGAAGCUUCGGAGGUGCCAGGAAAUCAGGUGCCACCACCACGGUCGGUGAAGCGGACUAGAGCAGCGGAGGUUCAUAAUUUGUCCGAAAAGAGGAGGAGGAGUAGGAUCAAUGAGAAAUUGAAAGCAUUGCAGAAUCUAAUUCCGAACUCUAACAAGACGGAUAAGGCUUCGAUGCUGGAUGAAGCCAUCGAGUAUCUGAAGCAGCUUCAGCUACAAGUACAGAUGUUGUCCAUGAGAAAUGGAUUAAGUUUGCAUCCAAUUUACAUACCAGGAUCCCUACAAUCACUGCAGCUGCCCGAGACUGGAGUUGGCUUUGACGAGGGAAAUGGAUUGAUGAACACCAACAGGACAGCAGAUACAUUCUGUGGGAACCAAGAAAUACCGACAUUACCUGCAUUUGAUAUUUCGAACCAAUGCACUCCCUCAAAUCAGCCAAUUGGCAGACCCCCGACGAUAAACUCCAUCAACCCAGGAACUACUUUUGGUUUGGAAUCAUUGAUUCAGAAUCAGUAUGGACCCAUCACUCACUUGACUGCUUCAAAGGAAAUCUGCCUGGAAGAUACACAAUCACAGCUGCAAUUAGAUACCGGGAAAAAUUCGUUGUCUGGCGUGUCUUCUUAGCCAAGAUGAUAAUAGUAAACACGAACUUGCUGAGGGAUUGCUCAACUUGUUCAAACACCAAAGAAAUUGCAAAAGAUAUUUGAAGCUACUGAGAUAUCCCAACUUUGACUAUGUUAAUUAUAUAUUUUCAGUUGUGGGAUUUGUAACUAUUGAAACCCUUUAACUUGUAUAAUUAUGGUCUUAAAGUUUAUUGUAAUUCUUACC